AUGGGUAAGAGAAGCAAAAAUAGUGAAGAAAGAAGGAAGAAGUUCAAAUCAGACGCCGAUUCAUUGUUGAGUGGAUUCGGCAAUGUUGAAGAUGUGGAUGAACUAGGAGAAGAUUGGGAUAACGAAGAACAAAGCUAUGAACUUAAACCCCGUAAUGUAGAUGAUCAAGUCAUCGAGUCACUUCCCAUUAAAAUAGGAAACAAAAUUGAAAGACAACAAAGAGAAGUAACAAAAGAAAAGGAAGAAGAACCACAACCAGAAGCUAAAGAAGAAAAUGAAGCUGAAAAAAAGAUAGCAAAAGAAGAAGAUGAGGCAGAUAAAUUUGACGACACAUUAAAUCCUAAAGAAAGAUUAGUAAAAAUGAAAGAAGAGAUAGCAAAUUUGGCUUCCAAAUUAAUGGAAGACCCAGAAGAGAAUAUCAAUUGCUUAACAAGGUUGCGUAAAAUGUCCAUGUCAAGAAAUUUUGUCUUGAGUCAAUUAUCAAUUAUCUCAUUGAUUCCAGUUUUCAAGAAUUUGUCACCGAGUUACAAGAUCAGAGCAUUGACCGACGCCGAAAAGAGAACAAAAGUAUCAAAGGAAGUUGCUAAGUUAAGAAUUUUUGAACAAUCUUUGAUCUAUAACUACAAAAUUUUCAUAGACCACUUAGGGAAAUUAUCCAAGGUAACUAGAUCGAACAGUGAAAACAACAAGAAAAUCACAAACGAGCAAGUCAAAUUGGGAGAGAUCAGUAUCAAAUCAUGUUGUGAUUUAAUGUUAUCAUCUUUGAGAUUUUUCAAUUGUAGAAACGAUUUGUUAACUAUCAUUAUCAAAAGGUUGAAUAAAAAACCAAAGGAUAUAAAAGAUUUCGAAAUCUUCAUCAAAUGUAUCAGGGUUUUGGAAACUCUUUUGACAGAAGAUAAAGAACACGGAGAAAUAUCCAACGACUUGGUUAUGAUUUUAUGUAAAGUUAUAAAAGAUAAAAAGUUUAGAGUCGAUGAAUCAGUUUUAAAUGUAUUUUUAUCUUUAUCAUUACUCGAUGACUAUAAUCCUAAUGACGAAACAAGACCAAAAGAGAAGUUGAAAAAGAAAGACAGAGUACAUUUAUCCAAGAAGCAAAGAAAGGCUAGAAAGGAAUUAAAAGAGAUCGAAGAAGAAAUGGAGAAGGCCAAACAAUCCAUCACAGCAGAAGAAAGAGAAAAGUUCCAAUCAAACGUAUUGAAGACUUUGUUGAAACUUUACUUGGAAACUUUGAAAGCAGGAUCCGAGUCCAUUAAUACCGGAGAGAAGAAUGAUGCCAGUAUGUUACUCGCUUCAGUCUUGGAAGGAUUAUCAAAAUUCGGUAGAAUGGCCAAUUUUGAUUUAUUGGGAGAUUUCUUAGAGAUUUUGAGAGAGAUCAUGGGUGACAUCAUUGAUAAUCACUCUUUAAAUAACGAAGAAAUUGAUGAUGAAAUUUAUGAAGGCGGCUUAUACGAUUCCAAACAGCUUAGAAUGAUCUUGUUAUGUAUUGUUACCUCAUUCCAAUUGAUCCUCAAUCAUUCAACCAUGGGGAGAUUACCCAUUUCAAUUGAUUUAUCCAAAUUUAUUUCAUCUUUGUAUCUUGUAUUGUCAGAUUUAUCAUUAGAUUCAGAUUUGGAAUUCAGUCACAAGACCUUGAGAUUACUUGAUCCUUUGUCACAAGACAAUUACUUGGAAAAACCCUCAGUCAAUGUUUCUACCAAGGCAGAAUUACUUUUGAAUUGUCUCGAUCUGAUUUUCUUCAAAUCCAGGAAUGGAUCCAAUUCAAGAGCCAUCGCAUUCAUCAAGAGAUUAUACAUUUUGAUGUUGCAAACUCCAGAAAAAACUUCUUUGGCUACUUUGAAAUUCAUCGGUAAGUUAGUCAAUAAAUAUGGAGAAUCAACUAAAGGGUUAUGGAACUCAGAAGAAAGAAUUAAUGGUGAAGGUAAUUAUAGUUUAGGUAUCGAAUACAUCAAAGAUGUCGAAUUAGAAAGGCUGAAUGCCGACGCUUCAACAUUAUGGGAAAAUGUUUUGUUGGAUAAGCAUUAUAAUCCAAUGGUCAGAGAUAAUUCAAGAUCUUUAAUGAAAUUAAGUAAAGACCGGAAAUAG
Messenger RNA from Yamadazyma jaroonii, 2082 nucleotides. The record is from the annotation of a GenBank genome assembly. Lineage: Eukaryota; Fungi; Ascomycota; Pichiomycetes; Serinales; Debaryomycetaceae.